AGCACAAGUUUGCUGCAUAUUUUUGGUGGACCUGGCAACCCUGGUCUAUGUCAGAAUCGUAGCACACGCUGUCUCCGCAGGCAGGAGGAGCCCGGUCGUGUUUGAGUUAAAGUUUAGUAAUCCAGCUUUCUGUUUGACCAGGUGGAGAGAACUCAUAGCUAAUGUUAACACAGAGACUUCUCAGCAGCAGCAGCAGUGUGAGCUGUGGGUGACCCGGGAGAGAGUCGCAGGGUGAGAGAGUGUGAACAGCGAGGCAUGGAGUCAGACUCCUGCAGAUACAGAAACCUGUGAAUGUCAACACGUGCAGAACUAGCCAGCGCUCCUUCAGCUCCUCCACUGUCUGCAGGAGUCAACAGACUUGAAGCACAGACCGCAUUAAGUACAGACUGAACUACAGACAGAUAUGAGGUCUCAGAGUGGAGAAGAACCCGCAGGUUUUCUGCAGCCCUCCGACAGUGAGGUCCAGGGCUGGAUGGACAGGGCGUUUCAUAUGGCCAAAGACGCUCUAGAGAACGGAGAGGUCCCCGUUGGCUGUCUGAUGGUGUUCAAAGCAGAAAUCGUAGGGAAAGGAAGAAACGAGGUGAACGAAACUAAGAAUGCCACACGCCAUGCAGAGAUGGUGGCACUCGACCAGGUAUUGGAAUGGUGCCACCUAAGAGAGCGGGAUGUGAAGGAGGUGUUUAAACGCACUGUUCUUUAUGUGACUGUGGAACCAUGCAUUAUGUGUGCAGCUGCUUUACGUCUGCUAAAUAUACCGCUAGUCGUGUAUGGAUGUAAGAACGACCGGUUUGGCGGCUGUGGUUCAGUGCUGGACAUUUCAUCAGAUGACCUACCACAUACUGGAACUUAUUUUAAGUGCAUCUCGGGCCAUAGAGCAGAAGAGGCUGUUGAAAUGCUGAAGAUGUUUUACAAGCAGGAGAAUCCUAAUGCGCCAAAGCCCAAAGUGAGAAAAGACAGCAUCAGUCCAGCAGGGGGCUCUAUUGUCCCAAUGAUACAAGCAGCUUCAGAUGAUAAAGAUGGUGCAAAAACAGCACUUUCAGAUUGAAAUGGGCUUUUGUUUUCAACAAAAACUAAUAGUCAUGUUGACGGACUGCACAAGCAUUUGAAUAAACUUUGUUAGUUAUUUUUAAUCUGUUAAUUUAUUUUCUAUAUUUUUGUACACUUGGAUUUAAUCCCACUGGAUGGGGCUUAUUGGCUGCUAGGUUUCAUCAUUUAUCACACUGCAAUUCUUCUAAACAACAGUUCCCCAAGGAACUUUGAGGCUUUCCUGUACAGCUGGGAGGCGAGCUGUUUAGCUGCUUGUUUGAUCAUUAGCAGUGCUCAGUGCUUUGUAGAAGGCCACUCUAGUCAGAGUAGGCCUGUUGUGCAUUACAGCAUGCACUCCUCUCCAGCAUUCACCACCCCCCUCCCAUAUGUCCUUGCAUGACCCCAAGCUCUGCUCCACAGCCAUGUGUGAUCUCAUCCUCAUGUGUUCUGAAAGCAGGUGUUUGGGCACAAUUGGGGAGUUUCCACAUUUCACACUGAGAUAGAUUUGAUCAGGCUCUGCCAUUGUGCAUGUUUUGCUAAUGAAGUAAGUCUGUAAAUAGGAAUGUACCUAUUUAGCUAGUUUUCUCACAUUACUGAUUUCUUGGUAUAUAAUUAUGAAUUGAGUUAACGUGAAUGCUUAUGACUUGUGCACUUAUCCUGAUUAGCAGUGGUCCAUAGGGGGAAAGCCAGUGGCAGUGUUGUAAAUAGCACAAGUGCUACAAGGACUAACAACAUGGCCUGAACCGAAUUUGGACCUUGAAACGAUGGAAAAAAGGUUAUUGAGUAUUGUGGACAGCCAUAUGUGUACACCUUGACCUAAGGAAGUGAAAAGACCAGGAUGCACAACCUGGUGAAUGUUCGCCUGGGUAACCCUGUGUCCAGGCAUUCACAUCAACACCAGUUUGACGUAUGUCACAUGCCUAAACCUGGUUGCAGAUCAGUUACACCCACUCAUGGCCAUAUUAUUCCUAAACUGCAAUGGAUCCCUGUAGCAGGAUAGUGUAUGUCCAGCUGCAUGUGAUGAAAAGUUUAGAUCCCCACAACAAACAAUUAUAAGAGGAUUUUUUGUAGAAUGGAGUCAUUUUACUAGCAUAUGGAGGACCAAAAGCAUAUUAUGGCACUGAUCAUAAUAUUUCUGCUCUCCACCUUGUAGUUCUCUGGUAAAUUAUCAUUUUGGCAUAUUGUCCUCUGGGAGGAAAACCUACACAUGCCAUUAGCUUCAUUUGCUCCCCAGCUCCUCUAAAAAGUCAGUUUCUUAACAGACCAGUUCUUUUACUUAUUUUUGAAUAAUAAAUUAUUUUUCAGAUUUUAAUAAUUUAUUCUGUUGUUUCAGCAGUAUAUGAACAUGACUCUGCUAAUGUAUCAUCAUGGAAAUUAUUUAUUCACAUGUACAUAGAAGAAAGGCUGAUAAACUAGUAUUUGAUAAUGCAGAUGGCCACACAUUUCUUAUUAAAAUCCUGCAAAUGUUCAAA
Astyanax mexicanus (Mexican tetra) is the source of this 2498-nucleotide messenger RNA. It is a transcript of the gene adat2, whose product is annotated as adenosine deaminase tRNA specific 2. Gene Ontology annotation, biological process: tRNA wobble adenosine to inosine editing. Lineage: Eukaryota; Metazoa; Chordata; Actinopteri; Characiformes; Acestrorhamphidae. Gene Ontology annotation, cellular component: nucleus; cytoplasm. Bases 404 to 1045 code for a protein of 213 amino acids. The record is from RefSeq and is a predicted model, not a curated record. The transcript has 6 exons. Gene Ontology annotation, molecular function: tRNA-specific adenosine-34 deaminase activity; zinc ion binding.